AGGAGGGCUUCACAAAGAAAGGUGCAAGACAGAUGGUUGAAGACCUUUUAUGUGCAACUUUGAACUUAAAAGAUGGACGCACUUUAGUUGGAGGCGUGAAUAUGAUAAAGGAAAGACUAGGUAAGAAAAAGGUUCUUCUUGUUCUUGAUGAUGUGGACGCAAUGGAGCAAAUUGAUACCUUGAUUGGAGAAAAUCCUUCAUUUGGCAUGCCUUCAAAAUCUGGAUCUGACUGGGUGCUCAAAACUUUCAAAGUUGCCUGACAACUUCCAGAAUUGGGAAUCUUUGAAUAAUCUGGAUAAUCUGGAGGGAAGUGGAAUGAAACAUCUUCCAUUCUGCAUAUCGCGAAUGAAAGAAUUUUCAUGUACGGGAUGUAAAGAAUUGACAGCGCCCUUUAUCUCGUGGCCAACAUGUAUGAGGAAUCCUAGCUCCUCUAUUCUGGUCUAUCUUAAUUUAAGUGGCUGCAAUGUUUUGGAAUUAUCGGAUGCUAUUGCUCAUUUGUCAUCACUGAGAGAAUUAAUCUUAUCGGGAAACAAUAACUUGGAGAGUCUACCUGAAGCGAUGAAUCGCCUGGGUGAUUUAGAAAAGCUCUAUUUAAGAGGUUGCAAGGGACUGAAAUCAAUACCAGAGCUUUCAUCAAGUAUACGACGCAUAGCAGCCGAUGAUUGCACAUCUUUGGAGACAGUUUCAACACCACAGUUACCUUGUGUUGGAAGCAUUCGCUUCUCAUUUUUUAAUUGCUUGAAACUGGUGAAUACCAAUCUAUUUAUGUGUAUUGUGGAAACUGCUGCUACUGACAAUCAGGGCGAAGAUUUGGGUUCUGAUUACCGUAUGUGUCUUCCUGGAAGUGAUAUUCCAGAUUGGUUCAACCAUCAGGAUAGAGGGUCUUCCGUAACUGUGCAGCUACCACCCGAUUGGUCCCACAUGUCUGACGGGUUGGCUAUAUGCGCCAUCAGUAACUUGCGGGGUGCUGAUAAUGAAGAAACUCUUGAAUCUGCUUUUUGUUAUGCUACCUUGAAAGCAAAUCAGGGUCAGGACAACUUCUAUUUUCGUUUGCUACCCCGAUAUCAAGGUGGAAAUGAUGUGCCCCUUGAGUCGGAUCAUAUGAUCCUGGUAUUUAUAAAUUCAUUAAAUUUUGAAACUUUUCAUAGUGGACGCAAGUACACCCAGGCCACAUUUAGGAUUGUGACAACGGACUCCAUUACAGAUGAUCCAAUGACAUGGAAAGAUUGCACUUGGAUCUCAAGUUGCGGGGUUCGCUUAUUCCAAAUGAAUGCACCAUCCUCUGUGGACCUUGUUUGCAAUGUGGAAAACAGAGAAACAGAGAUAAGUAGCAAGAGAAAGAGAGAGACACUAGAGAGAGGGAAAGAGAAGAUGGGGGUAGAGGUGCAGAAAGAGGAGGAAGAGUGCUCAGGAGGUCCCAUAUGCUCCUGCUUCUCGUUGAGUGGGUGCACUAUUUCGUUGAGAAAGAAACAAAGACAAACAGAAAGAGAGGCAGAAGGUGUUGCUGGAUUAGAGUCAGAGGAAGCGGACGUCUCAGGAGAAGGGGGACUCCUCACACUGUCUCUCUAGAGAUGCUGAGUUUAGAGAUACUGGAUUGGAAAGAUCUGAAAAAUUUUGGAAUAGUUCUGGAGUGGGUUGAAGGAGCAAGGUCAUGCCAUAUCCGAAUUGUCGGAGAGGGAUCCCUAAGCAUUUCUCCGCCACUGUUGGUGGUCGACUGAUUGGGGAAAAGGUAUAGAAAUAAUGCUUCCAAAUUGUCUGCACUGUAAUCUCAAUCAUCAGGAUAUAUCGUAUUCACAUGUGUGAGGCUGGUUCAGUGUCUAAACUCAUGGACUUAGUGAUAUUUUCCUGAGUGAUAUUUUGUUUAUAGAUAUGUGACAUUACGGAAGCAGGUUUUGAUUGCCGCGGAAUUAGCUUUCAACUUUCAUAACAUGAAUUUUCUUUUUAGUGAGAUUCAUAACAUGAUGGCUAACUGUAGGUAGAAUGAUAUCUGCAGUAAAGAGUAGGAUCUUAACUGCAUGGGUUUGUUCUGUAGGCUUUAACUACUAA
Molecule: messenger RNA, 2046 nt
Organism: Fragaria vesca subsp. vesca
Lineage: Eukaryota; Viridiplantae; Streptophyta; Magnoliopsida; Rosales; Rosaceae
Exons: 3
Coding region: 316-1569 (417 amino acids)
Biological process (GO): signal transduction; defense response
Molecular function (GO): protein binding; ADP binding
Source: RefSeq, a predicted model, not a curated record